AUUCUGUUUGCUUUCAUUGAGCUUAACGAGUGUUAUAUUAAGCGGUACAGGUAGAAGUACUUCGUCUAGCUCCUUUUAUUAAAAAUAUAUAUUUCACGAUUAUUGAUAUACUAUUAGCUUUAACUAUGAAAUUGUAAAAUCGAAUUAGAAUCGAUUGUUUUUCGAUUAAAUCUGACACUGUCCAAGCAAAGAGCAACGUCAAAAGUUGGUGGAUAUGGAAAAUUAAUAAAAAAAAGACUUUAAUUUCUGAUUGCGAUCAAUCGGAAUUAAAGUCAUUUAGUUUUAAUCAACGACUGCGAAUUGGUCAUGCUAACGUGAGAUUAACACUACCAAGAUGAUUGGUGGGUUAUUUGUAUAUAAUCACAAAGGUGAGGUACUCAUUUCUAGAGUAUACCGAGAUGAUAUUGGGAGAAAUGCAGUUGAUGCUUUUAGAGUUAACGUAAUUCAUGCCAGACAGCAAGUUAGAUCGCCUGUCACCAAUAUUGCCAGAACCUCAUUUUUUCAUAUAAAAAGAGCAAAUAUAUGGAUAGCUGCUGUAACCAAACAAAAUGUUAAUGCCGCCAUGGUAUUUGAAUUCCUAUUGAAAAUAAUCGAGGUUAUGCAAUCUUAUUUUGGAAAAAUUUCUGAAGAAAACAUUAAGAACAACUUUGUUUUAAUCUACGAAUUAUUAGAUGAAAUACUAGAUUUUGGUUAUCCCCAAAAUACUGAUACGGGUGUACUGAAAACAUUCAUCACUCAACAAGGUAUAAAAUCUGCGACAAAAGAAGAACAAGCACAAAUUACAUCGCAAGUUACAGGACAGAUUGGUUGGAGAAGGGAAGGCAUCAAAUAUCGUAGAAACGAAUUAUUUUUAGACGUUUUGGAAUAUGUUAAUUUAUUAAUGUCUCCGCAAGGACAAGUUCUAUCUGCUCAUGUAGCAGGUAAAGUGGUAAUGAAAUCUUAUCUUUCUGGUAUGCCUGAAUGUAAAUUUGGUAUAAAUGAUAAGAUUGUUAUGGAAGCCAAAGGGAAAGGUAGUUUGGGAACUACUACAGAUUCGGACCCUGCUCGUUCUGGAAAACCAGUUGUUGUAAUAGACGAUUGCCAAUUUCAUCAGUGCGUUAAAUUGAGCAAAUUUGAAACAGAACAUUCCAUUAGUUUUAUACCACCCGAUGGAGAAUUUGAACUCAUGAGAUAUAGAACAACCAAAGACAUAUCUCUUCCAUUCCGUGUUAUCCCAUUGGUGCGUGAAGUCGGUAGAACUAAAAUGGAAGUUAAAGUGGUACUAAAGAGCAACUUCAAACCAUCAUUACUAGGUCAAAAGAUUGAAGUUAAAAUUCCAACCCCUUUGAAUACAUCCGGGGUCCAACUAAUCUGUUUAAAAGGAAAGGCUAAGUAUAAAGCUUCAGAAAACGCUAUAGUAUGGAAGAUUAAACGUAUGGCUGGUAUGAAGGAAACUCAAUUAUCCGCUGAAAUAGAACUACUGGAAACUGAUACUAAGAAAAAAUGGACUCGUCCGCCGAUUUCCAUGAACUUCGAAGUCCCUUUCGCUCCUUCCGGUUUCAAAGUUCGAUAUCUGAAAGUAUUUGAACCUAAACUAAAUUAUUCUGAUCAUGAUGUUAUUAAAUGGGUUAGGUACAUUGGAAGGAGUGGAUUGUAUGAGACCAGAUGUUGAAUUUCCUUUUUGUUUUUUAACAAAACUACAACAAAAUAUCCUGUUCCAAACUUUAUCUGUUUCAAAACCUUUUAUCUUAUCGAUUAGAGUAAGUUAUUAAAAUCCAUGACAUUUUCAAAUCAAACUAUCUGCCAAUUAUUCCUCUGUUGUUGAAGAAACUGUCUUUAGAGGAAUUAAAAGAAAAUUUUCAUUUUUUCUUAUAAAAUUUAUAUAAUAUAAUAAUUGUCACAGGGGCAGAUAGAUUUUAGGUAGAUUUCAAAAUUUGAGGGCUAUUUUGAAACUGCCAGUUCAGAUACGUGCCAGAUAUUGUUUUUCCAAGAAGAAACUUGACCGGAAUAAUUUCUUUUCCUUUUUCAUGUAGAUCCAAUAUUCCCCCCCAAGUAAUUUUCCAUACAGCAAAAGGUAGUUCCUUGCUUGUCAUCAUUAUUAAAGGGUUCCUUAAAUUAAUAAGUAGAUUCCUCCUUGAUUAAUCCUGCCAAGUUGUAUUUAAUGCAGUUUUCCUAUGAUCGAAAUUAGUAUUUGUUUCCUUUGGAAUAAAGGUAAAAUCCCACUGGGUUAUAUUUUGGGCUAUUUUCAUGUAGUGAAAGAUAGCUUGGGCGCAUUAUCAAUCCCCCCCGAAUAGAAUUUGGUGUUUUUUCCUUACAUUAACGGUAGUUCUUGCUUAGAAGCUUCAUCAAUCUUACCGAGAUGUAUUUAGUGCUGUGUUCCUUGCAUUAAAAGGUUAUUCCUUGCUUAGAAGCAUUUUAAUUCGCAUUAAUUUGUAUCUAGCGCAGUUUUCCGAACUUAGACUCGUUUUGAAUCUCACGGAGUUGUAUUUAGUGCAAUUUUUCUUGUAUUAAAAGGUUGCUUCUUUCUUAUAAACAUUAUCAGUUUCGUUGUGUGAGAUAUAAUCACUUGGCAUUCAAAGGACAACCAUGAUAACCAAGAAUUAUCCUUAAAAAAGUUUUAAAAAAUCCUAAUUUCUUUAAAAAAAUGCCGUAAUAAAAUGCUGAAAUGGAAGACGGUGGACAACAUGAGGUUUAUAGUGUGUUCAUCAGUUUUCUAGUUAUAAUAGUUUGGUUAGGUUAGGUUAGUCUAUUGGAUUUUGUUUUAAAUAAAUUUUUCCGUAUACAUUUUCUUUUUAUUCGUUAUUUUGGUUACAAUUUUAUUAUUUUCCUUCGCCAUUCAUCAUCGUCGUAUGUUUUAUUUACAUGCUCCUUCUCAGUAGGACAUUUCGGUUAUUUCUUUUUUGAUUAUUUUUGACUUUUUUCUCUAGAUUUCGAGAUAGGAAAUGAAAUUAUUGGAAAAUAGACAUAUUUGUAGUUGUUUCUCAUAUUUACCGGUCAAAUUUUCUAAACUACGCCCUCUAGUAUACUCAAAAAAAACAAAAAAAAAUAUACAGUAUGUAGUAAACUUGUAGGAAUAAAAAAAUUAGGUGUCUAUGAUAAAAUUUAGUGAGUGUCUCACUCUGUUUUAAUUUUAAUCGUGCUUAUUUCAAUUUUAAAUCAAUUUAAAUAGUAAGUAUGGAAUUGUAUUGUUGAAAUUAUUUAAUAGUAAGCAGUCAUCUUUAUAGAUAAAAUAUUAUUUUAAAUAUGAUUUUCGAAUGUAUAUGUAAUACUAUAUUAAGCAAAGUAAACGUUAAUCAACA
Molecule: messenger RNA, 3278 nt
Organism: Diorhabda carinulata
Lineage: Eukaryota; Metazoa; Arthropoda; Insecta; Coleoptera; Chrysomelidae
Gene: AP-2mu
Product: AP-2 complex subunit mu
Exons: 8
Coding region: 335-1651 (438 amino acids)
Biological process (GO): clathrin-dependent endocytosis; intracellular protein transport
Cellular component (GO): cytoplasmic vesicle; AP-2 adaptor complex
Molecular function (GO): clathrin-cargo adaptor activity
Source: RefSeq, a predicted model, not a curated record